Labrus mixtus (cuckoo wrasse) is the source of this 3256-nucleotide messenger RNA. RefSeq lists its product as uncharacterized. The transcript is spliced from 8 exons. Lineage: Eukaryota; Metazoa; Chordata; Actinopteri; Labriformes; Labridae. The record is from RefSeq and is a predicted model, not a curated record. The coding region runs from base 154 to 528 and encodes 124 amino acids.
ACAGAGUUCCUGGUUCCAGUCUGAGUUCACCUGUGUUAACUGUGCACCCUUACACAGUUUCCAAGAUAACAAGGAUCUCUGGCGUGGGAGCAACGACUUAGCAGCAGUGUACAGAAACAACUCUCAACAACAGCUCUUUGAAAUCAUUUGAAGAUGAUGCGAUUGCUGUUCCUGUGUCUGCUGCUGCUGCUGCCAGCUGCUACUGCUGUUUCAGAAGUGACAGAGGGAUCAGGCGAUUUUGAUGUGGAUGAUGAGGAUCUCGUUGGGAGAAAUGUGAUUUCAGAUAUUUUGAGGGACCAUCCCUCUGUCUCAAAUGCAGAUAAAACUACAGGUGUAGAUGAGACAUCAGAAGACAAUAAGUUCACCCUGAUCAUCGUCAUCACAGCUGUGACCGUGUUGACUCUUUCAGUCGCAGCAAUAGUCACUAUAAUGUUAGUAAGACGCAAAAUGCAAUAUCGGGAGCAAGGUAUCUACUCCGUGCCUACAGAGCAGGACCAGAAAAGAGCUGUUCCGUUCCUGGUGGAGUAGCAGUCCUAUGACUCAUGAACAAGAAAAGAGCACAGCACAGGGCUGUGUCACCUCCUACACUUUGACUCAGGACAGUUUGACUUCUAUGCACAAAUGCCUGCUUACCAUUCCAGUUCACUCUUUACUCCUACACAAACUCCUAUGAGUACAUUUGCAAUAUGUGUUUCACUCUUACAUACUUUACUUCUCUGUCCCUGCCGUUUCUGCUCCACAUACAGUUUAGCCCGGGACAUUUGGAAAGCAUUCAAACCUUCUAAUUGGAUUCUAUUUGAGGAAUCCAAAUCAAAGCCAGUGAAUAUGGCUUAAAGCUUCUUUUGUUAAAAGGGAUAAUUUAGCACAGCCACAGCUCCCCCCUUCUUUUACUACCUGAAACAAGAAAUUAUUCCCACCAGCUAUGCAGUGAAUUUGCGUUUGAUUUGGUGCGAGUGGAACAGACCUGUGUGUGAAACAGUCGAUGAGUGAGACAAAUCAUACUAAUCCACACACUAAGCCAGCCCAGUACUCACUUCAUUCUCCUAUUCACUCGUCUGACAUCUUCUGUUCCUGGCCCAUUAGGACUGACAGGAGGCAGUGUUAUAAGAAGAUAAAAAGCCUGUUCCCCCUCUGCUGAACCUCAGGAAAAUAAGAAUCGAGUUGAAAUAACCAGUUUGAACAUAUUCUAGGCGAAGCAGCAAAUUAAUCGACCGCCAUGAGUGAUGAUGUUUUCUCCCCCCCCCCCCUCUCUUUUUCGUUUUGAAAGGCUUUCACUUAAGUCUUGCAGAUUGUAAAUAGCUUUCUGAAUGCUGUAGAGAGUUAGAUUAAUGCCUCAGACACUCUUUGAAAGAAGCUGGAUAAAAUCUCCCGAAUGGAAAUAAGUGUUGUGGAUGAUUGAGAAAAUACAUGCCUUUUGUUUAAUUUCUAAAAGCAUGGUGGCUUCUCUGUUUUUAUGUAAAUGGAAAUCAAUCAUGUUGUAUAGAAGAGAGCUCUCUUUCUAAAAACCAAAGGCACCGGUUGCUUUAUUUGUUGCAGAGUGAGGAAGUUUGUGUGGUAAUGGGGAAAGGGGAAGAGGACAUGCCCCUGUUUGACAUGACAGUAUUUCAUUUGUGGCUCUUUGAGCAGCACUUAUAAUGGAGUUAGUAGCAAAGGGAAUGGUAACAUGGGGUUAAACACUGGAUUUGUCAUAGCACAAUCUCACUUUGCUCUUCCACUAAAUCUUGCAGCUAAUAUUGUCACUGGGGGCAGGCUUUGGCUUCCUUCCAGAUAGACUUGAGAGCAAAAAGCAGUUGUGAAGUCAUGUCUUCAUCAGGGUGCACAGUGGUUAUAUGUCAGUGCUUAAGUCUAUAAAAAGAUGUAUUCCAGUUUAUUUAGCACAAUUCAGUAGCACAUGUCAUUGUUUGUGUUUUUUACUGUUCUAUUUGAGCACUGUGUGUACAGUUUGUAAUCCUUCAGUGUGCGUCAGCAUUUCAAAGUGAGGACAAUUAAACAAAAUUUGCAGUACAAAACAUUUCAGGGUUUUUUUUAAGUCUUUCCUGUCUACUAUUUUUUGUAUUUAUCUAUAUAUACUGUUUCUCAAAGGUAAACAAACCACAGUGCAUGGUCAUUUAAACGCAGCUGAGUAUUUUGUUUUAACUCUUUGUCCAUGUAGAAAGUUAACAAAGUUGUGCAAUCAUCCACAGAAAAAUCCAAAAUGUUUUUAGUUUAGUGUAGCUCCAAGCAUAGAGUUAGGGUCAAAAUGAGGAACCUAGUGUUAAGGUCAUACUUACUGUACAGCCUCAAGUUAAAGAAAAGUAUUUCCUCCUGUAACCCCUUUCUGCUUUGUCACUACUAAUGUAAAUGCAGCAAAUUAAACCUUUACCCCCCCCCCCCCCCCUCUCUCUCAAAGUAGGUAUUUGCAAUGGUUAUUUUAUUUGUCACUUUAAAAUUAGCUGACUCUUUUUUCUGUCCAGGCUAAAGUAUGGUGGCCCCAAAAGCUCAACACACUUCAACUUAAGAAAGCACACGGAAAGAGAAAACAUCAUAUUAAUCAAACCGCUAUUCCAAAAAUACUUUUCUGUUGUUGCAUCAAAGUUUUUAUUUUUGUUAAAGCUGCACAAACUGGUCAAAAUAUCCUCCAUGUUUGUAUUUUGUCUGUUUUAGAUAUAUUAUUAAGUUACAGUGUGUUGGGCUUUUAGAGACACGGCCCUUAAAACAAUACAUGACCUUUUCCAAUUAUCCUCAUUUCUUUUGUUAUAUAUAAUGUGUUGUUUAAAAUGUGUACUGAGCUAUCAUGUGCCUUGUCACUUGUUAUGGUAAAACUAAUGCAUUUGGCGAGAUGUUCUUUUUAUAUAACUGUUGAAUUAUAGGGGUGAGGUCUUCUCUCCUCUGCUCAGUUCAAAUAUGUAGCGGGCUGAAGUCAUGUUAUUUGCAAAAAUUGUAUUUUCUAUAAGAUUUUAGUAUUUUUGCAUCUAAUUGCAGCAAAUACAAAACAAAAAAGCUUGGACCUUAUGUUAAGUUCUUGUGUUUAUGUGCAGUUGUGUAUCCAGACUAAUUCAUACUUUUUUUAAUGAUGUAAUUAUUAACAAAGUGUCUAAAACAUGAGUGUACUUCUCACAGGAAAAACAAUGGCAGAAGGUCAUUGUAUGUCAUGCAUUCCAUUCUGUCUGCACAUUUGCUGUCUCCUGAAUUUAAAUGUUAUAAUACUGCUGUUAAGUAUGUAGGUGUGCUGAACUCUGAAUUGUUAUUUGUGUCAUUAAAUUUGUUGUAAAAUUUG